GGAGGACUUGCCGACUACUGUGUCAGCCUAUCUGACUACUGUGACAGCCUAUCUGAAUGCCGUCUCCUAUUGACGAACACUGAGCUUUACGUGGGUCUUGUUGUUGCCUUUUGCCUUUAUUUUUACAUGUCGUCUGGCACGUCCAGAAAAAGGGGUUUAUUUCGAUCAAGCAGAGUGAAUGCUUCCUGGUGAGGGAUCAACUACGCUUGCACCCCACUACAAUACCGUUAUUGGUGCUGCCAUGAGGAAGACAAUCUAAAGUCCCAUCUCGCGUCCAUUGGCCCAUUCCAUGUCAGAGAGCAGUGACUCUCAGCAUUACCUCUAUUCAACCCUGGACGGGCGGGAACGGUCCCGCGAAAGGGUCGGCCUUCAAGGGGAGGAAGGAGAACUUUCCCCGUGCUCCGCCAUCAGCCAACUUCACCGUAUGGCCAGCAGUUACAGCGAGGGUUGUGGCAGGAGGGAUGGGGGCGACAUGGAGCCAGAGUUGAGCUUGGCUUCAGAAGGCAGCGACAGCAGCCAAGAGCACCCUGCCUCGCCUGGUUCUCCCCACGAUGAAAGGAAGCGGACACGCUUACACGAAGAUGUAGAGAUGGCCGGCUCAAGUGGGAGUGGGACUGAGUCCCAUGGCAACGAAUCGCACGGAAAUGAGUCUCACGGCAAUGAAUCUGUGGGCAGCUCAAAUGGAAACGGGAAAGAUUCCGCUAUCCACGAGUCAUCGGGAAGCAACAAAAGCUCAAACUCUCACAGCCCCUCGCCACCAAGCAGCUCCAAUGCCUUCAGUCUGGUGAGCUCCGAGCAGGACAAUCCAUCUACUAGUGGUUGCAGCAGCGAACAGUCGGCGAAAGCGAAGACACAGAAGGAGCUCUUCAAGACCCUUAAGGAACUGAAGAUGCAUUUGCCCAAGGAGAAGAGGAACAAGGGCAAAUCUACCACUGUCAACACACUCAAAUAUGCUCUACGGUGUGUCAAGCAGGUGAAAGCCAACGAGGAGUAUUACCAGAUGCUGAUGAUCAACGACAGCCAACCACCUGGUUUUGACGUGUCGUCUUACAGCAUUGAGGAGAUCAACAGCAUCACUUCUGAAUACACCCUCAGAAACACUGACAUAUUUGCUGUGGCUGUCUCACUAAUCACAGGGAAAAUAGUUUACAUCUCCGAUCAGGCGGCGACCAUCUUAAACUGCAAGCGUGAGGUGUUCCAUAAUGCCAAGUUUGUGGAAUUCUUGACGCCUCAGGACGUGAGCGUGUUCUACAGCUUCACGACUCCUUACCGCUUGCCCUCGUGGAGCAUGUGCACUGGAGCAGAGUCUUCUCCCACGGAGUGCAUGCAGGAGAAAUCCUUCUUUUGCCGCAUCAGUGGCGGGAAGGAACACUAUGGGGACAUGCAGUACUACCCAUUCCGCAUGACUCCUUACCUAAUGAAAGUUCAAGAUGCGGAAUUGUCUGAGGAACAGUUCUGCUGCCUCCUGCUGGCAGAAAGGGUGCACUCCGGUUAUGAAGCACCCAGAAUCCCUUCUGACAAGCGCAUUUUCACCACCACACACACCCCUAACUGUGUUUUUCAGGAUGUGGAUGAAAGGGCUGUUCCGCUGCUGGGUUAUCUCCCCCAGGACUUGAUCGGGACACCUGUACUCCUCAAUCUCCACCCGAGUGACAGGCCUAUCAUGCUGGCCGUGCAUCGCAAGAUUCUAAAGUAUGCUGGCCAGCCUUUUGACCACUCCUCAAUCCGUUUCUGCGCAAGAAAUGGCGAAUACGUUACAAUCGACACCAGCUGGUCCAGCUUUGUCAACCCAUGGAGCCGCAAAGUUUCAUUUGUCAUCGGCAGGCACAAAGUCCGCAUGGGUCCUGUGAAUGAAGAUGUUUUUGCACCCCUGGCUUUGAAUGAAGGGAAGAUGAUGGACUCAGACAUCCAAGAAAUUAGUGAGCAGAUCCACAGGCUUCUCCUACAACCGGUUCACAACAUGGGAUCCAGUGGUUAUGGUAGCCACGGCAGCAACGGUUCUCAC
Molecule: messenger RNA, 2005 nt
Organism: Syngnathus typhle (broad-nosed pipefish)
Lineage: Eukaryota; Metazoa; Chordata; Actinopteri; Syngnathiformes; Syngnathidae
Product: period circadian protein homolog 2-like
Exons: 13
Biological process (GO): entrainment of circadian clock by photoperiod; negative regulation of transcription by RNA polymerase II; circadian regulation of gene expression
Cellular component (GO): nucleus; cytoplasm
Molecular function (GO): transcription cis-regulatory region binding; transcription corepressor binding
Source: RefSeq, a predicted model, not a curated record